GUUUACAUUGUAGAAUGUGGUAUUGUUUCAAUUGUUUAUAUGGUUCCCUUCUUAUGUUUCUGAAAAAUGGUGUCCACGACGCCGAAAGUAGACCUUGAGAUGACCUACGCUUCCAUUAGCCUCGCAACAUCUCUCUCCUCACGCUUGCGAAGCUGCGCAUCCUUAUCUGCGUUGCGUGCUGGCCAACAAGCCCACGCCCAAGUCCUGGCUCAUGGCCUCCUUCCGCAUGUCACCCUUGAGACCGACCUCAUGCUCACGUACGCUCGUUGCUCCAAUCUCCCUCUCGCCCGCCAGGUGUUCGAUCGAAUGCGCCACCGGAACAUGCAUUCUUGGAACAUCCUCCUCUCUGCCUACGUCCAGGCCUCCCUCUUUGAUGAUGCACUCUCGCUUCCCCGCUCGCUCCUACACUCUGGCCUUCGCCCCGACCACUUCACGUUGCCUUCCCUUCUCAAGGCCUCCGCCGCAAUCGGAGACUCCUUUCGCGGAAUGACAUUCCACAACUGGGCUGUAUGCCUUGGGCACGAGGAGAAUGUCAUCGUCAGGAGCUCCAUCUUGGAUAUGUAUGCGAAAUGUGGGAGCCUGGAUGAUGCUCUCUACUUAUUUGAGACAAUGCCUAAUAGGGAUAUCGUUAUGUGGAAUUCUAUUAUUUCGGGGUAUGCAAGGGUUGGGUGCUCAGCUCAAGCAUUGGACCUUUUCCGGAGGUCGCAAUGGGAGGUCGAAGAGCAGGACUUCAGGGCCAUUCCGAGUGUCCUGAAUGCAUGUGGUCGGGAAGGAGACUUAAGAAGAGGGCAGGAGGUUCAUGGGCGAGCUGUUCGGUGCUGCUUGUUUGAUUCCAACGUUGCUGUAGGUAAUUCUUUGAUCGAUAUGUAUGCUAAGUGUGGAUGUGCGAAUGACUCGUGCAAAGUUUUCUCAAGCAUGGGCGAGCAGAAGAACAUAGUGACAUGGUCAACUUUGAUCUCUUGCUAUGGAGUUCAUGGUGAAAGAAACGGGUCACUGGCACUGUUUGAAGAAAUGCUAGCACAAGGGAUGAAACCGAAUCAUAUAACGUUCACUUCAGUCCUGUCUAGCUGUAGCCACUCAGGCCUUGUUGAAGAGGGCCGGAGAAUCUUCGACUCGAUACGGGGAAUUCACGAGGUGGAGCCCAGCAUCGAGCACUAUGCAUGUCUGGUUGAUCUUAUUGGUCGUUCAGGGAAUGUCGAAGAAGCUCUGGAGAUGAUACACAGGAUGCCGAUGGAGCCGACUGCUAGUGUUUGGGGAGCACUGCUGGGUGCUUGUGUGGUGCAUAAAAAUGUGGAGGUUGGGGAGAUUGCUGCCUUCAGGCUCUUUGAUUUGGAAGCUAGGAAUCCUAGCAACUAUGUGGCUCUCUGUGGCAUAUAUGAAGCAGUUGGUCGACUGGAUUGUGUUGCUAAAGUGAGAGUGAGGAUGAAAGAAUUGGAAAUGGUGAAGACACCAGGAUGCAGUUGGAUAGAUGUGAAGGGGAGAUUGCAGGCUUUCUAUCAAGGGGAUGUCUCUCAUCCUUCAGUGAAGCAUAUCCAUGAGAUGUUGAAUUGGUUAACGCAGACAAUGACCACUUCAACUAUGGUUGAUUUAGAUUGGCAUUUGUGAAUAUUUUCUCAUGCCAAGUCUUGUGAAGAUGGCAAGAGAUAUAGAUGGACUUGGAGUUACAGUGAUGAUACAGCCAAGUAAAGCAUAUUACACUGUCUGUGACCACAUGCCAUCUGAUUCAAACUGCAGUGAUCUGAUCAGGUAAGAGAUACAUCAGACCAUAACUGCAGACUCAACAUGAUUUUGGUAUGACAAUAUGAAGCUUGCCAUAACUAAGAAUCAUAGUAUCCAAAAGUUACAGCAUCCAUCUUUUGCCAUGAAAGAAGUCGACGGAAGAACACAUCCAAACCCUGUACAAAUUCUUAAAGGAGUUCGAUCAUUCUCAGCCAGGAAUGUGGAGAAGAACACAACAGGUUACAUCUUACUGCUUCCAAGAAGUCUUUUAUAUUAGACGAUGAAAGAAUACCUUUAUGAUGCUCUCAAGAUCAGAGGAUACAACUGAAGGUUCAUCAAAUGUAAUGAGAUAACACUAUACAAGCACAAACGUUCCAUCGGAUCAUGGCACUAUAAUUGGAUAUAUGUUUCAUCAGAUAUAAUUGGAUAACAUUAUACAAGCGCGAAUGUUCCAUCGGAUCAUGGCACUAUAAUUGGAUACAUGUUUCAUCAGAUAUAAUUGGAUAACAUUAUACAAGCGCGAAUGUUCCAUCGGAUCUGCCAUGUUUGCGAUUAAGACUUGUUUAGCAGAUUGUUGUAUGCAGUGAACAGGGCAUGAAACACAUCUCCUUUCUUCUCUUGGGCAGCUGGACUUUCUUGGGAGUUAGAUUCUGCUGACUCUGCCUUAUCAGUCUUGACUGGGGCUUUUACUUCUGGUUUCACUGGUUCUGCAUUUGCACCACUCACUUCAGUAUUUAUUGCCAGAGAAGGAACAGAGGUCUCCUUCGGUGUGGCAUUUGAGAUGGCUUCAUCAGCUUCAGUGUUGGAGACUUUGGUAGGUUGUUCUUCUGUUUCAUGAGGUACUGCUUCAUCCGUUGUUUUGUGCUCAAUCACUUCUGUUUCAUGAGAUACUGCUUCAUCCAUUGCUUUGUGCUUAAUCACUUCUUCUGUUUCAAGAGGUGCUGCUUCGUCCGUUGCUUUGUGCUCAAUCACUUGUUCUAUUUCGAGAGGUACUGCUUCAUCCACUGCAUUGUGCUCAAUCACACGUGUUUCAUGAGAUACUGCUUCAUCAUGAGGUACUGCUUCAUCCACUGCUUUGUGCUCGAUCACAUGUGUUUCAUGAGAUACUGCUUCAUCAUGAGGUACUGCUUCAUCCACUGCUUUGUGCUCGAUCACAUGUGUUUCAUGAGACACUGCUUCAUCAUGAGGUACUGCUCCAUCCACUGCUUUGUGCUCAAUCACUUCUUCCUUCGCUUCCACGGUCUCUGGUGCAACAGUCUCUAACACGACAUUGUCGCCGGUUUUGAUGGAUUCAGAAGGCUCUUCGUUCUGCAGGUUUAGUUCCAAUGAACUUAAAAUUAAUACGAGUUAAAGUUCAAUCUAGCAUGCCUACCUCUAUGAGAUUGCCAUGUCAAGGAACAAUGGCGUGCCAAUACCAUUUUGGCACACGAUAUAUGUAUAUAUAUGAUGAAUGCAGAGACUGAAACAUUGCCAUCAACUAGCAACUUGCAAUUUAGUUACCUAGCGUGUGGUUGCUAAUGCAUAUUGUUGUCCUCGUGCAGCUGUUUCCAAAGUAGCAUUACUACAAGCUAUAAAGAUCGCACCUUGAACUGGUCGUCGAGGGAUUUCAGGUGGCUCUCAGCCGGCGCCUCGUGUUCGACCUCCUGCUCGGAGGCCGCCACCACGACCUCCUCGUCCUUCUCCUCCUCCUUGGGGGAGUGCACCACCUUGGGAUCCUGCGAAGAGGGCGGCAGCUGCUCCAGCGGCAGCGGGGUGUCGCCUUGCGCCAUGGGCUUCGACGCGCACGCUCCCAUGGCUCUGCCUCUCUCUCGCUCUCUUGAUCCGGCCCUGGUUCGAGAGGGAGGGGAACAGAAGCGGAAAGGGGCCACUGGCAUAUAACGAAGCAGGAGAAGGAAGGGUCCCGAGGCGCGAGCUGGCGCUGUUAUUCCGACAUGUGUUCUGCGCCGCAGGUGUUUGCUCUUCCGACAAUUGCUCUGCAGCACAGAAGGAACUCAAAUAUAGAAUGCGGAACCAGCGGUGCUCACGAAUUGCACCGAGUUUGAAGACAUCCGACGUGAUCGACAAAUGACUCGGAAUGAAUCACACAUCCGUGGGUGGAUCAUCGAGGCUUGGCGCAUGUGCAUCUUUCCUUGCAAACUUAUUGCACCAUAAGAAGCUCCGGUCAUCAUGCUUCCAGCAGGUAAUUUUCCCUCCAUUUGGCGUCUUUCAGAAGUAAAAGUAUCCAGUGAAUACUGUCCAAAUUCUUCCUUGUUAUGCUUGGGACUCAGGAGGAAUCACACAAGGUUUCCAUCUUCCUUGCGGCUCCUACCGGUUUCUUCACAUCAAUCCCACCAUCUCAAAGAUAACCAACCUUACCCCCCUUCAAAUGUUUAACCUAUACAGCGAGUAUGAGAGCCUAGGGCUCAGCAAAUGCAGAAAAAUCCCAACUUUAUGCAAGACGAGGCAAGAAAUCGAUCGCAACCGCCACAAACUCUCAUUUCCCGAUCUCAGAAGCAGAUACCAAAUGGGAACCCCUAGGCCCGACCCCAGAUCACCGUACCAAAAUUGACACAGCGAGAAAACCCAACAAACCAUCCGGAAACGGCGGAAAGGACGAACUUAACUGCUUUGCGACGCGAGCGAAUCCGGGUUGCGCUUUUCUUUCUGGGGGAAACGCUCGACACCGCGGCAGCGUCGCCGAAGAAACAGAGCUGUCUUUCGGUGGAACGACGGGAAGGGGAAAGCGGGAGACGGAGAGCGACGCACCAAC
Musa acuminata subsp. malaccensis (wild Malaysian banana) is the source of this 4468-nucleotide messenger RNA. The record is from RefSeq and is a predicted model, not a curated record. Lineage: Eukaryota; Viridiplantae; Streptophyta; Magnoliopsida; Zingiberales; Musaceae.